This is a messenger RNA of Brassica oleracea var. oleracea, 1904 nucleotides long. Its product is annotated as paramyosin-like. The coding region runs from base 493 to 1827 and encodes 444 amino acids. The transcript is spliced from 4 exons. NCBI's taxonomy places the organism in Eukaryota, Viridiplantae, Streptophyta, Magnoliopsida, Brassicales, Brassicaceae. The record is from RefSeq and is a predicted model, not a curated record.
CUACUAAAGGAUUUCCUUUUUCUAUAAGAUGAAAAUGUUGCGGUUGGAAUGCAACUGAACUUGAUCACAUAUCUUGUUGAUGCAAGAAACAAAACUUAUAAAACCAUGGUGAAUUACUCAUUAGGAACUGCUUGAUGGAAAAAGAAACAAAAAUGAGUUCCGAGGUCCAUGUAGUGAAAGGUGUACCUGAGGAUGUAAAGACGGUCGAUGUUUCUGUUAAGGAUGUGAAGGGAGAAAUGACCAAGGAAGAUAUAGUUAUGAAAAAAAGAAGAGGAGGAUACUACAUUUGAUGGUGGAUUCAUAAAAGUUGAGAAAGAAGGGACUGAUACUAAGGAUGGUGAGAAAGCAGAGAAGCAAAUUCCUAUUGAAAGAAGCUCAAGCAGUUCACAAAGAGAACUAUAUGAACUUCAAGAAAAGGUGAAAACACUGGAGCUGGAACUGAACCAGGAACUUGAGAAGAACGAAGCUGCUGGAUUAAGGGAAAGCGAGGCGAUGGAGAAGCUGAAAUCAGCUGAAGAGAGACAUGAGAAGCAAGCAAGAGAAACAGAUGAAACUAACAAAAGAAGCAAAGAGAUAAAAGAUUUGCAUAAACACUCAGAUCUCAGCAUUCAGAAGGCAAUGAAGGAACUCAAUAUCAUAGAUACAGAGGCCAAGUCAUUGACCGAGAAAUCGAAACAUCUGGAGGAGAAAAUAAGAUUAUAUGAAGACAAGUUGGCUGAAGCAUCUGAAGAUCUUGAUCAGUCAUCCUUGGAGAAUGAGUUACUAUCAGACACAAACAAUCAACUCAAGAUCAAGAUUCAAGAACUUGAAGGCUUUCUGGUUGCUGAGAAGGAAAGGUCUAAUCAGAGAGACAUAGAAGCUAAAGACUUGGCUACAAAGUUACAAUCCCAUGAAAACCUAAUUGAGGAACAUAAAAAGAAAGUCCUAGAAGAAUCUGAAGUUGCUUAUACUAGAAAAAUGGAGCUUGAAAAUGCUCUACAGAAACUCAAGACUUUUGAAGAUACAAUCAAAGAGCUUGAGAAAGAAAAUGGAUCUUUAGCCGAAGUGAAUCUAAAGCUGAACCAGGAGCUAGCCGAUCAUGGGUCAGAGACCAAUGGCUUUCAGGCAAUGUUUUCUGCUUUAGAAGCUGAGAAGAACCAAACAGCAAAAGAGCUUCAGGCUUCAAAGGGAGCCAUAGAAAAAUUAAUAAACAAGCUUACUUCUGAAAGAGAAAGAUUAAGAUCACAGGUUAAAUCCCUUGUAGAAGAGAAUAGCCAAGUCAAUGAGAUACAUCAGAGCACAAAGAAUGAGCUCAUAAAUAUUCAAGAACACCUCGGAGUAGAGAAGUCUAAACUGGAUGCUAUGGCAUCCGAAAUCAAGAAGCUCACUUCUGUGGCUUCUGAAAAGUCGGUGUUGGAGUCCAAGUUUGAUGAAGUAGAAAAACAAUUGAAAAGCGCUGAAGCUCAGUUGAAAGAAGAGGUCAAAAAAGUUGCAGAACUGACCUUAAAAUUGCAUGAGCAUGAAACUAAAGCAAGUGAACAAGAUUUGGUGGACGAGGAAGAAGCAAUGAAGCUUCAUAAAUCAAACUUGCAGGAAACUGAGACAAUGGGAAAAGGAGAAGUAGAUGUUAAGUCUCGAGAUAAUAUUGAUUUCUCUUUUCCAACUCCAAAGCAACGUAAGAGUAAGGAGGAGUCAGAUCAUGCUUCUGCUUCACAUUCGUCUUCUUCUUCAGGAAACGUUACAACAACUCAGAAAGCUGAAACAUCUCAUCUCAUGACAUUGAAGAUUGUCCUCGGAGUGGCUCUUGUGUCUGUCAUUAUAGGUAUCAUUCUUGGUAAAAAGUAUUGAAAAUUCUUAAUGGUGCGUCAUUGUUUUUUUUUUUUUUUUUAUCUAUGAAAGAUUGCUUGUGGUUUGGGUUGAGUGUG